This is a messenger RNA of Stegastes partitus (bicolor damselfish), 3467 nucleotides long. RefSeq names its product apoptosis-associated speck-like protein containing a CARD. The transcript has 4 exons. Lineage: Eukaryota; Metazoa; Chordata; Actinopteri; Pomacentridae. Gene Ontology annotation, biological process: inflammatory response; innate immune response; regulation of apoptotic process. The record is from RefSeq and is a predicted model, not a curated record. Bases 1663 to 2268 code for a protein of 201 amino acids.
CAGUCUGCAAAUGAUCUUUUAUUUUAAAUCAGAAAUUAGAAUAUAAUAACAUCAGGCACAACUAUUUACAGGGAUGCAAAUUGUCUACCGUUGGGGGAUAUUCUAAUCAUAAUCUAAUUUAAUAUUAUCAAGGCUUACCAGAACUACAUUUCAAAACCAUUCAUCAAACUUUCAUCAAUAUUUACAGGAUCUGUACAAACUCAAAACACACAACAUCAAUAAUGAAACAACACUAUCCAGGACUCCAGACUAACUUUUUCACUGGUAGCACCAGUACGACCCACUCAAUCAUUCUGUUACACCUCCCACCUGGUCACACACAGAACAUAUGACUUGCUGAACAUUGUCUUAUCACUAGACCUACGAUUUACUGAUGGUCCCUGAACGCCCCACAUAAGCAGAGGCUGUAUGCAUCCACUGUGGCUGUCCCGGUCAGGGUCACACUAAACUGAGCAGAUGCUUUGGUCUUAUGUGACCAACAUUCUUCAAGCUUCUUGUUUAUGCUCUUCAGCAAAGUUUCAUAAGUGUCCACAACAUAGUUUCCACUUUCUCCUUCUAUAGAAACUGCUGUGUGAUUUUGCAGCGUCAGACUUAUUGCCUCUGCACUGCACAGAAAAGCUUCCGGUGUGAGAAAGUGCAGGUGGUUGCACAAUACGGGAGGAGGAGUGUUUUUUUCUGUCGUAGCCCGUCCCACUUUAACUGAAUGUUGCAGACUGAAAACAGGUUUUACCACCUACCAGUGUAGCUUUUUUUUUUUUUUUUUACAGGGUGUGUUUCAGGCGUUGUUGUCUGCACUUGUAGGCCUUGUCCUUGGCAAGAUGUUUGGCUGUAAACCACAUUUUACUGUGGUUUUAUAUAUGAAGCAACAGCUCAUCAAAGUGUGUGGCUGCAGCCUCAGAAACACUCCUGCUUAUAAAGAACAGCUGCCUUCAUUACUGAUCAUAUGUAAGGAUGUUUGAACCCUCAGUGAACAUCAGUGUCGAGGCUCCCGCCAUCACAAUCUUUUCAGCAUUUGACUCCUCCUGACUCUAGUUUUACAAAAAGAGGUCCUGUGAGGCACCAACUCAUUACUCAAACUAACCAAGCUCUGACUUUUAUUAAACGUGGAGCAGGGCCUUCUUCUAAUCUGUGUCUCCCUGCCUCUCUCUUUAUCAUCAGUGUAUCUGAGUCAGAUCUCUCCUUCUCCACCAGCCUUCUCUUGUCUUUCCUCAUUUGUUUUUAAGAACAAUCAGCUACAGAUCACUUUAUCUUUGGAGCUAGCAACAGCUGACUAAUCUAUCAACAAUCAUCAAAUUCAACUGCGUGAAACUUGCACUCUGUCAAGAAAAACUAAGCAAACAGCUGCAUAAGUGACAAAUUUGGUCACAAUCCUUGACAGAUCAUUUACAUGAAUGAUAGUUUUCAAUCAACAAACGCAGAAACAUGGGUUUAAAUGAGACAAGUUGAGGCAACAUUUUUAUAUCAACCAUCAAAAUAAUGUUAAAAACGUAAUUAUGCAUGUAAUGAAGUGGAAGGAUUCGGAAAGGGUCUCGUCAAUGAUUCUUAAGAGUGCAGUCAUAUUUUUCGACUGCAUUUGAAGGCAACACGAGUCUCCUCCUCAUAACACGCGUUUACGGGAAACAGCAUUUUUACGGAAGCAGCAGCCGUGUGUCCAUCUGAGAGAUGCCCGGGAAAACUGUGAAAGCGGCGCUGGUGGACGCUCUGUCGGACCUGACCGACGAGGACUUCAAGAAGUUCUGCCAUCAGCUGGUGGACCGUCGGCAGGAGCCCCGGGUUCGGCGCAACAGGGUGCACGGUAAAGAUCGCAUGGACGUAGCAGACGUGAUGGUCUCUACCUUCACCGAGAAACAUGUGGUGGGAGUGGCCGAGGAGAUCCUAAAGAGCAUCGACUGCUUCGAGGAGGCGGCCAGGUUUGUUGAGGAGGCCGGUGGACAAAGCCAACAGUCUGCUUCCACUGACGUUGAGGAGGCCGGUGGACAAAGCCAACAGUCUGCUUCCACUGACGACAAGCACUUUGUGGAUAAACACAAAGUGGAGCUGAUCCAGAGAGUGAGCAACACUGACUCCAUUUUGGACGACCUCCUCGAAGCAGAUGUUAUCAAACAGGAAGCUUAUGACAAAAUCCGAGCGAUGGCUGCCUGUCAGGACCAGAUGAGGGAGCUGUAUGCUGGUCCUCUGAAAGCUGGAAAAACCUGCAAGGAAAUCUUCUACAAAAUCCUUCAGAAGCAUGAAAAAUAUCUCAUCGAGGACCUCACAGGAAAGAAGUGAAUGUUGUGGUAAAAUCCAUUUUUAUAUCAAACUUACAGCAGAUGUUUAUUUUUUUCAUUAUAAAUGGGGAAAUGUUCAUGUUGGGCCUGUGUGAGGAUUUUGUAAAACAAUUCUUUUAACCCCUUAUUUUACUCUUAAAUGAACCGAAAUGAGUUUGCAGAACAGUGAGCCUCAUUUCACUGAUUCAUUUCAUUCAGAAAAUGUUGUUCAGAAAUGAACUACUGCUGACAUGUAAUGUUUUUAUCCAGCAGAUAUCAAAUGAAGCUGGAGUCUGUUUUUAACCUCAUUAUUUUAUCUAAAUUAAAAACAAUGACCAGAAUUGUGUCUGUUAAUGUUUACAGGUAAAUCAGGUGACAGUGUUUCUGCUGUUGGUGCUACAUCAAAAUGUUUUUCAUUUGAAAUUCAAAAUAAAACUUUCAUUUUGAGUGAGUGGAGUGUCUUAAAAAUCACAGAUCAGAUGUGACAAAACUUUAAAGACAUGAUGAGGUGGUUGUUUAUGGUAAAACUUGAAUUAAAACUGAAUUAUUCACAAUAAUUACUCCAAUGCAGGAAACAGCUUCCCAAAGCUUGACUGUGUUUCUGUGUGAUCAGUGUCUUUCUUCUUGUUACCUUUGAAUGCUGCAUCUUGAAUCCAAAAUGGUGGAUGGUGAUGUUCACCUGUAGAAUAUCUGUUAGAACCUUUAAUUCUACAAGAAACAUACAUAUUAAAAAAGUGUUCUGAUUCACUGGAGUGUUAAGAGCGCUUAGAUCACAGUUUAAUCCAUGUGGCCUUUUUUAAUACUAUAAGUGAAAAUGUGAUCAUGCAUCAGUGGUUGUAUUCUGCUCAUCAUCAUGUGGAAAUUUAGUGAAGCAUCAGCUUAUAUUGUGAUAUAUUUAUUAGCCCAUAAAAUACUGCUAGAGCCAAAUUUAUUAUUUUAUAUUUGAUAAUAAUUUAGUUGAAGGUGGGAAUGGUGAUAUUGGAAACUGAUAGUUUCAUUGUGGUUUGGACGAAUGCGUUUACUAAAUGCAUGACUUGUUGCUGAUAGGUUUGAGAGCAGUUUGAUUUGUGCUUCCAAUUAAAUAAUGUUGCGUCGCUGUGACGCAGUGGAUGAGGCUUAUUGUUCAGAUUGAAGCCAGAGAUGUGGGAAGUUUUUUGACCGUGUGAGUAUGUGUAAUUUUUGAUCCUUUUUUCUUUUUAUUAAACUAUUUACAAAGCAGAA